UUCAAACAUUUCAAACCCAGAAUUUUGCCCUUGUAGUUUAAAAAAUGAUGGCUCAAAUCGGUAUAAACGGUUUCGGCCGUAUCGGAAGACUGGUAGUACGAAUAGCCAUUGAAAAAGGCCUCAAAGUAUCGGCAAUAAACGACCCAUUCCUCGAUCCAGGUUACAUGGUCUACCUAUUCAAAUACGACUCCACCCAUGGAAAGUUUCAAGGUUGCGUUAGCACCGACGGAAAGGCAAUUUUCAUCAACGGAAACAAAGUGGAAGUGUUCAAUGAAAAAGACCCCAAACAAAUUCCUUGGGGCCGCGUCGGAGCUGACUACGUUGUAGAAUGUACAGGCAUGUUUACGACUGUUGAAAAGGCAACUCAACACAUCACAGGGGGUGCUAAAAAGGUAAUUAUAUCAGCACCGUCGAAGGACGCUCCUACUUUUGUAGUCGGGGUCAAUUUGGACAAGUACGAUCCGGCUUCUCAGCACAUUUUAUCUAACGCUUCAUGUACCACCAACUGUCUAGCUCCCUUGGCCAAAGUUAUACACGACAAUUUCGAAAUCGUAGAAGCCCUGAUGACUACUGUGCACGCUACUACAGCCACACAAAAAACAGUGGAUGGACCUUCAGGGAAAAUGUGGCGAGAUGGACGUGGCGCUGGCCAGAACAUCAUUCCUGCUUCAACAGGAGCUGCAAAAGCUGUAACGCUAGUUAUUCCAGAGUUGCAAGGCAAACUGACCGGCAUGGCUUUUCGAGUUCCAGUUCCGAACGUAUCUGUUGUGGAUUUGACUUGCCGAUUAGGCAAACCGGCGAAAAUGGAUGACAUCAAGAGGACAGUUAAGGCGGCGGCACAGGGAGAGUUGAAAGGCAUCAUGGGAUAUACUGAGGAAAUGCUCGUUUCCAGCGACAUUAAUGGUGAUUGUAGAAGUUGUAUUUUUGAUUCUGUGGCUGGAAUUUCUUUGAAUGAUAACUUUGUUAAAUUGAUUGCGUGGUACGAUAACGAAUAUGGAUAUUCUCACAGAGUUGUGGAUCUCAUCAACUAUAUCCAUACAAAAUAGGUUUUUUUGAGACUCUAAUAACUACAUUUUAUGUACCUUUUUUGAAAAAUUACUUCGUAUUAGAACAUUGUAUACAAUCUUUGUUAAUAAAUACUUAAUG
Molecule: messenger RNA, 1146 nt
Organism: Ceutorhynchus assimilis (cabbage seed weevil)
Lineage: Eukaryota; Metazoa; Arthropoda; Insecta; Coleoptera; Curculionidae
Source: the annotation of a GenBank genome assembly